Molecule: messenger RNA, 358 nt
Organism: Staurois parvus
Lineage: Eukaryota; Metazoa; Chordata; Amphibia; Anura; Ranidae
Source: the annotation of a GenBank genome assembly
CACUGGCAGUUUCACCCCCCGUAGCACGCCCAGUAACUCCCCCGCUGUGCGGAGGCGUCUGGUCGCCAACGAAUCCGAGAACAUGGUGGAGAAGGGCUCCGAAGGAUCCAAUGAGAAGGCCCCUGGAACCCUCACCCCAACGUCACCUCCUCCUGGGACCCUGCCCAUCAACCAGGGCAACGCCCAGCUGCCCACCCAGACCAACUCCCAGCCCGGGACACCCCUCCCCCCGCAGCUCAGUGGGAGGGGCUUUAUACGGAACAGCAAGAAGAUGCAGAGCUGGUACAGUAUGUUGAGCCCCACCUACAAGCAGCGAAACGAAGACUUCCGCAAGAUCUUUAAGAAGCUUCCCGAUUCU